Molecule: messenger RNA, 1269 nt
Organism: Guillardia theta CCMP2712
Lineage: Eukaryota; Cryptophyceae; Pyrenomonadales; Geminigeraceae
Exons: 9
Coding region: 1-1269 (422 amino acids)
Source: RefSeq, a predicted model, not a curated record
AUGGCGCUGCCGAACUAUGAAGCGGUGAAGCCCAUGGCACCGAUUCCACGAGGAGGAAAGGCUACAAGGGUGGCAGCCAUCGCAACCUCUGUCGUCUUCGUUCUGUUGGCUGUUGCUGGCCUUCUUGGAAGAUCCUCUCACCGAUCCUCUCUUCUCGUUUCUCCUUCUGAGCAGAGCUUGAGAAACUUGGCCCUGGAAUUCCUCAGGAAUGGAGACAAGAUGACCGUGACGCAGAUGAAGCGCAAGCUCGACGCCUGGCACAACUCUCCUAGCACUCUCCUUGACUUGGACGAUGGCGAGGGGGCAAAGACUCAGAUGCUUGCUGAGGGAUACCCCAGACUUGGAACUGAGCUUGCGGAAGACUCGACUCUUUGCAAGAAGAAGGAUUACAUCAUUGAAAAGUUCGACCAGCUCUUGAAGAAACUCGGAGGAGAAGAGCUCUCUGCCAACAUCACGAUGGGAAAAGUCAGUGAUGAAUGGAAACAGGCGCUCUCUUCCUGGCUUGACUCUGAGUCUACUUAUCGUCUGACCAUCGAGAAGGCGAAGGAGGCACGUGAAGGGGCUGAUUUUGCAAGAAACGAGUACGAGAAGUGGAACACCGCAUACAAGCAGGCCAAGAAAGAUUACGAUGACACGUUGGCCCGUCAUGCUGCUGAGAGACAAGACAUUCUCGACGAAAGAGAGCUCAUCAAGGAAAUCAUGAGACUUCUCGGUGUUCUGAGCGACAUCAAGGCGACAGACAAGUCUAUCGCUGCUGGAGGAAGGGAUUCCAUCAAGGAUCCCAACACUGGAGUGUCUGACCCGUACAACAUGAAGGAGGAUGUGGACAAGACCAGAGCUCGCUUGAUGCAGAAGAGACUUGAGAAGCUCGCGACAACCACCCUCCCCAUCUACAGCGAGACGGAGGAAGUGGCGAAGAUCCUGAAGGAGAUGUUGGAUGACCUCGACACCAGGAUGAACAUCAUCGACGAGGUUGAUGCCAAGGCCAAGAAGCUCGUUGAGGAUGCUGAGGCCAAGCUUGUGGAGUGGGAGCAGCAGCUUGUGUCUCUUUCCAACGCAGCGGACAAGGCGACGGAGAAGAUGUCGGCUGCUCAGCUCGAGCGCGAGAAGCUGGCAGGAGACAAGACGAUCUCCGAGUCAACCUACAAUGAUGAGAAGGCUGCCUACACCCUCGAGAUCCCACCUUACCAGCGAGAGAUCUACGUCAUCACGAUGAUCAAGAUCAAGAUCAUCGAGCACUGCAACGGCGCAGACAACACCAGCGCUUGA